This is a messenger RNA of Scomber scombrus (Atlantic mackerel), 8022 nucleotides long. Its product is annotated as piezo-type mechanosensitive ion channel component 2. The record is from RefSeq and is a predicted model, not a curated record. Lineage: Eukaryota; Metazoa; Chordata; Actinopteri; Scombriformes; Scombridae. The transcript has 56 exons. Bases 1 to 8022 code for a protein of 2673 amino acids.
AUGGCGGGGGAUCUCCUGGUUGGGAUGCUCUAUAACUUAUUACUGCCACUGCUCCUGCUGGCUGCUUCCUCGUUCCGCUACAAUGGUCUAUCAGUGGUGUAUUUCCUGUUUGUGCUCACCUUGCCACUGCUGCCGAACCCCAGUCUGGCCACCAUGAAAGGUAAAACAGGUCAGUUCCUGCAAGUGGUCGUCUGCACUAGUCUGAUUUUUCUGUCCCUGCAGUGCUUCAUGCAGAUCCCCUUCACCUACAUCCCUCCACAUGGUAGCGGCCCCUGGGAAGAUUUCCUCUAUCAUGUGGGUAUUGUGAGAUUCAGCUUGGUAGAUCCGGGGAAUAUUGUGCGUCUCUUGGCCCCAGAUGUUGGCCUCUGCUUCUCUGCCCUAUUUGUAGUGAGGCUGUGCAAAAAGCUACUGCGCCCUGUGCCCCAAGUCAACCUCCAUGAAAACGGAAUCCUACCCUCUGAUCCUGAGGAAGUGGAAACCUCUGACACAGAGUCUGAGGGAGAGAGUGAGACCGAGGGCUCGUCAUUUGACAGCUCGGAUGAGAGCACAGUACCGAUUCAGACGGGUCCGCCCCAGUUUGUUCAGAAGCUGAUAGUGUUUGCAGCCGGAAUGAGGCUGCUGCUGUCAGCAAUCAUGAACACAGCAGGGAAAGUGGUGGUGACUAUACUGCUGGGGCUGGCAGGAAUCACACUGCCCUCUCUCACCUCGGCUGUGUAUUUUGGUGCAUUUCUUGGACUGGUAUGGUGGUGGGUGUUGAGCCGCUCAAUCAGCCUGCUCCUCUUCAGCUCCCUGUGUGUGAUGAUGGCCAUCUACAGCGGAGGACACCUGCUGGCACUGUACCUCUACCAGCUGCCCAUGUCUCAGCAGCUUGUGCAACCAAAGGAUGUCUAUGCCAGGCUGUUUGGCAUGACAGGAGUGAUCAGAACCAACAGCUCAGACCCGUACACUCUUUGUCUGCAUCCACAUGUCAUCUGGCCGGACUUCAUCAACCCUCUGGUCCUGCUGCUGCUGUAUUACACACUGGUAGCUCUGCUGCACAAAUGGGUCCACAUCACAGAGGAGGUUUGUAAGUGUGAUACUGUUGAUGGUGAGGAGUGUGAGAGUCUAAUAGAAAGUCCAGAUGAUCCUCUGAGCUUCUCCAGAGUCAUGUACAUUUCAGGGGAUAAGCAGGAGCUUUUGAGCAGCACAGAUGAUGAAACAUAUCUACCUGAUGAACCUAUGAUCUUAAUGACAAGCAUUUCCUGGCAAGAUGUCCAUAGAAACGAUCUGGGAUCUCUGUUAGGAGGGGCAGGGUACACAAACUGUUACUCUCCACCACAGUAUGAAGGCAAAGACUCACCAUCAUAUGAGACAGAAGAUGAGGAUGAAAUCGAGGAGAGGAGUGAGGAGGUUCCGAAGAGUCCGACAGAAACCUUGCCUCCCCCCUCAGGCCCAAGUGGUCUGGUCAUCUUUGGACGACUGGUGCAAAAACACAGCUAUGUCAGCGCUCUUAUCAUCAUGAUGGUGUGGAGUAUCACCUACAAUAACUGGCUGACAUUUGCCUUGCUGGUGUGGUCUUGUAUCAUCUGGAUGAUGCGGGACCGGCGCCGGUACGCUAUGAUAUCAGCCCCGUUCCUGGCCAUCUACGGCACGGUGCUGCUGGUGCUGGGCUUCCUGAGCGGGCUGAGACUGAGCCGGGCCGAGCUGUACCCCGGCCUCCCCCCGGCUGUCAUAAUAGACUUCGACCUGAACAGCUACCACCCUGCGCCCUGCAUCCACCUGGUGGCAAAGGUUUUCUACAGCUUCAGCUUUUGGUUGGUGUUUCGACAGCAGCUGAAGGAGAGACAGGAGGAGCAGAACUUGAAGGAGGAAUCUCUGGAUGAAGUCAAAGUUAUGCAACCGGAAGAAAAUCAACCAUCACCUCUAGUAGCAAUGCUGAUCUCAGGAGUGAAAGGGACACUGGUGAAAUACUGGAUCCUCUUCUGCUGCUCCAUGUUCUUCAUCAUCAGCUUCUCUGGAAAGGUGGUUGUCUACAAGAUCCUCUACAUUGUCCUCUUUCUCUUCUGCGUUGUCCUUUACCAGGUCCGUUAUGAUGUGUGGCGUCGGAUCUUAAAAACAUUCUGGGCGGUGGUGGUCGGUUACUCCAUGGUGGUGUUGAUAUUCAUCUACCUCUAUCAGUUCAGAAGUGUGUCUGGGCUGCUCAGACAGAUCAUGGGCAUGUCAGAGGAAGGUCUUCGUGAUCUGGGUUUGGAGCGGUAUGACACGGUGGAGCUGUUUGCUCGCAUCCUGCUUCCUGCUGUGUUUCUGUUGGCUUGUAUUCUCCAGCUACAUUACUUCAACUCAGACUUCCUGACUCUCACUGAUCUGGAUAAUGUACCUGUCAGGGAGAACUCUAGAGAGGAAGAAAUCAGAAGUUCAGUCAACGUGAUAUCUGAGAACAUUAAAGAAAACAUUGAAAAGUUACAGAAAAGACUUCUGAAGGAGCAGAUUGGAAGUGGGAAAAGCAAAGAGACUCUGGACAGCAUCACAUUAGAGACCCCCUCAGAGAACGGAGCUGAGGAGCAGGAGGAGACAACAGGAGAGGAAAACGCUCCCAGCAGUCGUGAGGACAAAUGGGUUGUGAUUGUGGACCGGGCGUGCCUGCUGCUCAUUCAGGCUCUGUCAGGACUCCACAAACUCCAGGAGCUGAUGUGGAGACUGCUGGAGCUCCACAGCCUCAAAUUAGUGUCUACUGGUAUCAUCUGGGUGUCACUACAAGAGGUUUCUCUUAUGAACUUGCUUUUCCUGGUUCUGUGGGUGUUUGCACUUCCGUUUCCACGGUUACGACCUUUGGCAUCCAGUAUCUCUGCUGUGUGGGCCUGCGUCAUGGUGGUGUGCAAGAUGUUUUACCAGCUCAAAGUCAUCAAACCCCUCGAUUACUCCUCCAACUGCACUGCUGGCUUGGUACCUUCCAACAGCUCAGACUUGGAUGAUGGAGUGGAGAUAAGGGGGAACAUGAUGGAGCUGCUCAGAAGGUCUAUUCUCUACGUCGAGCCUGUGGACCCCAUCUACUGGUGUGGAGCGCUGCUCAAGUGUGAGGGCAAGAUCCUCCCCUGUCUCAGGAAUCAUCUGAUGGUGUUGGGCCUGCUGGUGUUCGAGGCGACUGUCCAUCGCCACCAGCUCUUCUUCCGUCUCCGUAACAACCUGAAGGCCCCGCAUUUCAGCAUCAUCUUCCAAGGUAUCACUCGGCAGCACCUGGAUCACGGCAUCCUGCCCUGCAUCAAAUACUUCAUCAACUUCUGCUUCUACAAAUUCGGGCUUGAGAUGAGUUUAAUUGUGGCCGUCAACGUGAUUGGUCAGAGGAUGGAUUUUUAUGCCUUUCUCCAUUCCUGCGCCUUAUUGGCUGUCGUGUCACGACGUCGCAGGAAAGCUAUCGGGGAGGUGUGGCCUAAAUACUGCUGCUUCACAGCUGGGCUCAUGGUGCUGCAGUACCUUCUCUGCAUCGGCAUCCCUCCUGCUUUCUGUGUUGAUUACCCCUGGAGGACCGCUGUUCAACCUUUGACCUCAAAUGUCAUUAAGUGGUUUUACCUUCCCGACUUCGCCAUGAAACCCAACCCUUCAUUCAUAUUCUACGACCACCUCCUGUUGCUCUGCUCCUCUCUGCAGUGGCAGGUGUUUGAGGAGGAGAACCGAGCAGUAGUGCGACUGCUGGCCGGAGACAACGUUGAGAUCAGCCGCAGUCUGGAUCCUUGCUCCUUCAACCAGUUCAUACCUGUCAGCAACUUUCUUCACUGCAGGUGCUACCUUGACAUGGUGAAGGUAUUUGUGUUCAGCUAUUUCUUCUGGCUGGUACUCUGCCUCAUCUUCAUCACCGGCACCACAAGGAUUAACAUCUUCUGUCUGGGCUACCUGGUGGCCUGUUUCUACUUCAUGUUGUUUGGAGGCAGCGUGCUGAUGCAGCCUGUCAGAUACAUACUGCGACUGUGGGACUGGCUCAUUGGCUACACCUGCUUUGUGAUCGCCAUGAAGAACCUGUUGUCUCUCGGUUCUUGUGCCUACCUGGACAGCCUGUUGAAGAAUGGCUGCUGGUUAAUUCAGGCCUUCAGCAUGUUCUGCACCAUCAAAGGCUACGAUGUCCCUGAUCCUGACGAUGAGUGUGAGCUGCCGGAGGGCGAGGCUGGCAUUGUGUGGGAUGCGAUUUGUUUCACUGUCCUCUUGGCCCAAAGGAGGGUCUUCCUCAGUUACUACUUCCUCUAUGUGGUGUCUGACCUCAAGGCCUCUAAGAUAUUGGCUUCCAGGGGCGCUGAGCUGUUUGAGGCAAAAGUGAAGAAGCAGGUUGCAGCCAGACUGGAAAUGGAGAAGAAAUCUGUGGAGACACUGAAGAAACAGAUGGAGAAGAUCAAAUCUAAACAAAAGGGUCGGCCGGCACCAGCAGACAAACCAGGACUUCCUGCUGAUCAGGAGCAGGUGACAGCAGGUGAUGAUGAGAAGGCAAAGAGGGAUGCAGGAAAAUGGUGGAAGCCUUGGGUUUCACAGCCUGGAGUGGAAAACAACUGUGGCUACCACCUGUUUGAGAGUGACAGUGAGGAGGAAGAAGAGGAUGUUACAGAGAAGAAAGAGGAGGAAGAACCACCAAAGAAGAAAUCUGCUUUCCAGUUGGCCUACGAUGCCUGGGCCACCAGUUCUAAGUCAGCUCUGAAGGAUCUGAAGAAAGAGAAGAAGAAAAUAAAGAAAGAGGAGAAGAAGAGAGCAAAGAGAGAGCUGCAGAAACAGCAGGGUAUUGAGCGAACAGACUCUAGUGAGGAUGAACUGGAUGAAAGUACCGUGGAAGGGGAGGUAGAGGAGGAAAAAGAAAACAUUCUGCAGCGGCUCAUUAACACCUUGAAAUUCAGCUGGGUGUUCUUCCAGUCCCUCCUUGACGACCUGACGCAGGGUCUGAACUCAUUUUGUGGAGAUCACAUAGCCAUUUCCAAGGUGCUGUGCUUUGAGCGAACUUUACUCAGCCAGCAGCAGAAGAAGGGAAAAGAGGUGAGCCAGGAGAGCGUAAAGCAGUUUUAUGAAAACUGGAUGUCCCGUCAGAACACACUGUCAUCUCAGGAUGACUUAGAUGAAUCCCUGCCCCCUCCUUGCUCACCACCUGCCAUCCCCUCCUCAAAUGUCGCCUACGCCAAGCUGAAGAAUCAAGCGUCCAAAGUGUCCUGGGGCAGCAGCUUUUCCAGCUGUAUGACAGACGAGACGAUGCUGGGCUCCCGGCAGCCCACCCAGGAGGAGCUGGAUGAACCUCCCACUGUGAUGUCGGCUGCUGACCAACUCAGACGGAGACUCCUGAAAACUGCCAACUUUGACAUGCACUCCUUUGAGACCGAUGAAGACUUACCAAGGGAGGGUGACAUAGAGAGUCUAGAUCUCACAGAAUCGCCCCGGCCUCUGAGUCAGGACACGAGGAACCUCACUGCCAGCGAGCUGCUGCUCAACAAUAUGUUUGAAAGCGACGAGAUCGAAGAGUCCAAUAAGUUUUUCCUGUUGUUGCCGAGGCCGCUGAAGCUGAUGUUUGCCCUCUACAACACCAUGGUGUCCAAGUCAGAGAUGCUGUGCUACUUUGUCAUCAUCCUCAACCACAUCGUGUCAGCUUCAUUCCUCUCCCUCAUCUUGCCUAUCCUCAUUUUCCUCUGGGCCAUGCUGUCUGUGCCCCGACCGACCAAACGCUUCUGGAUGACUGCCAUUAUCUACACAGAGCUGACCGUUGUGGUGAAGUACUUUUUCCAGUUCGGUUUCUUCCCCUGGACAUCCUCUGCCUACCGAGGCAUCAACGCUGAGCGGCCCUUUGCCCUGCCCAACAUCAUUGGGGUGGAGAAGAAAGACGGCUAUGUCCUCUUUGACCUCAUUCAGCUGCUCGCUCUGUUCUUCCACCGCUCUAUUCUCAAGUGUCACGGAUUAUGGGACGGCAAGGAGGUCGAGAUGCCUGAUUUCUUCAAGAAGCUGAAGAAGAAGGCAGACAAGAAAAAGAUGACAGGAGGAGAUAAGAUGGGCACUACAGGAAGAGCUCCACGCCGGCUGAGGUUCCUCCCUCUGCAGACCUCCACCACCUCCAUGUUCUUUAGACGGAAGAGGGGAGAGUGUGCAGAAUCUGAGGUGAAUCCCAAGAAGCAGAGCAGCAAGAAGAAGAGACAGCACCAGCAAAAGGCUCCACUGACCAGAAAGCAGAGGAUCAGACAGCUGAUGAGAGAGAGGAUGCUACAAUCCAAAGCUACCAUCAUAGAAGUUGCUCUUCACAUCUACUUACCCAUAAGGCAAUUUUUCUAUGACAUCAUCCACCCAGAGUACAGUCCCGUGUGUGACGUCUACGCCCUCAUGUUUCUCAUCGAGGUGGUCAACUUCAUCGUCACCAUAUAUGGAUACUGGGCUUUUGGGAAAUACUCUGCAGCAGUCGACAUCACAGAGUCCCUGUCGGACGACCAGGUCCCUCAAGCCUUCCUGGUCAUGCUGCUCAUGCAGUUCGGUACCAUGAUAGUGGACCGAGCCAUCUACCUUAAGAAAACCCUGCUAGGAAAGUGUGUUUUCCAAGUGGUCCUGGUGUUCGGCAUACACUUUUGGAUGUUCUUCAUCCUCCCCGGGGUCACCGAGAGGAGGUUCAACCGGAACCCUAUUGCUCAGCUCUGGUACUUUGUAAAGUGUAUAUACUUCGGCCUGUCUGCCUACCAGAUCAAAUGUGGCUACCCAAACCGCAUUCUGGGCAACUUCCUCACCAAAAAUUACAACUACCUAAACCUCUUCCUCUUCCAAGGGUUUCGAAUGGUUCCCUUCCUGACGGAGCUGAGGGCGGUGAUGGACUGGGUUUGGACCGACACCACUCUGUCUCUGUCCAGUUGGAUUUGUGUUGAAGACAUUUAUGCUAACAUAUUUAUCCUCAAGUGCUGGAGGGAGUCGGAAAAAAAAUACCCCCACCAUCCAGGGCAGAAAAAGAAGACAGUGGUGAAAUAUGGGAUGGGAGGCUUCAUCAUCUUCGCUCUCAUCAGCAUCAUCUGGUUCCCGCUCCUCUUCAUGUCGCUCGUCCAAUCAGCAGCCGGAGUGACCAAUCAGCCCGUGGAUGUCUCCAUCCAGCUCAGCAUCUCAGGAUAUGAGCCUCUGUUCAGCAUGAGCGCCCAGGAGCAGAACUUGGUUUCGUACUCAGAAGCUGGAUUCAACCAGCUGACCAAAGUCUACGCAACCUAUCCAGGUGCUAUGCAGUUCAUUAUGAACUAUCUGGCCGAUGACAUUGUUGUUGCUAAGAUCAAGAGUGAUGCCAGCCUGAUUUGGAGCAUCAGCCCGGCCAGUCGAGAGGCCAUGAUACAGGAGCUCAGCAACUCCUCUCACAUAUACAUGACCUUACGCUGGACGCUGCUCAGGAAUGCAUCUAUAUCAAUGCAUGUGGAGACGAUGGGAGAACACACUGUGAAGUUUGAGGACAAGGCCAUGAUGGAAGGGAUCGUCCACAUGCUCAAAGGCAACAGCAGUAAACCUGUGAUCAUUAAUUCUCUGCUGCCUAAGUUCAUGAGAGGUAACAGAGGACCAGAGUCCAAAAUGGCAACCAGGAUGAAAGUAGACCACUCGGACCGUCCAGACCUCCUGGCACUGUCUUUCUUCAGGCCCAUGUCGAUCAAACUUCAGCAGGCCAAUGGGACGUUGGAGAGGGACGCAGAACAGUGGUGGGUGGUGGAAGAGUGCUCUCCGGUUCUCGUCUCGUCCGAACACAAAUGUCACAGCAUCGAGAUAGUGGUGUUCAAUGAUAAAGUCAGCCCCUCCAGUGUGGGCUUCCUGGCAGGACACGGCAUUGUAGGCCUGUACAUGUCAGUGGUGCUGGUCAUCGGAAAGUUCGUCAGGGAAUUCUUCAAUGGGAUCUCCAGGUCCAUCAUGUUUGAGGAGCUGCCGUGUGUAGACCGGGUCCUGAAGCUAUGCACAGACAUUUUUGUGGUGCGGGAGACAGGAGAGAUGGAGCUGGAGGAAACUCUGUUUGACAAACUAAUCUUCCUCUACAGAUCGCCAGAGACCAUGAUCAAGAUGACCAGAGAGAAGAAAGACAGCUAA